Messenger RNA from Scylla paramamosain (green mud crab), 2133 nucleotides. RefSeq names its product neurotrophin 1-like. The record is from RefSeq and is a predicted model, not a curated record. Lineage: Eukaryota; Metazoa; Arthropoda; Malacostraca; Decapoda; Portunidae. Bases 343 to 1119 code for a protein of 258 amino acids. The transcript is spliced from 2 exons. Gene Ontology annotation, cellular component: extracellular region. Gene Ontology annotation, molecular function: Toll binding; growth factor activity. Gene Ontology annotation, biological process: innate immune response; central nervous system formation.
AUAUAUAUACCCAGGUACCUGCCCCGUAACCCUCAGUGGCCAGCUUGACGCCGUAAGGGAAGGUCAGUCCCAUGGCUCUCCGCAUCUUGAUCGUGGUGGCACUGGUGGGUGUCGCCGCUUCAGAGUCCGUCAGUCACGUGUCCAUCUCCUUCGGUGGACAGCAGCCCGUCAGCUACAAGGUCCGCCAGCACGCCCGCCACGCCGCCCACGAGCCGCCAGAUGCCCUGAGAAAGCCGCCGAAGACCACAACCUAUGCCACACCCCCGAAGAACCCCACCCAGGCCGUGACAGAGCCCCCCAGCACCCCCGCCACGACCCAGAGUCCCAGUUCGCACCCCACCCAUGCCAGCGCCCCCAUUACACCCGCGUCUGCCUCAUACGCCCCGCAGACAACAGAGGCCCCCGCCAAACACUCACGACCCGGGAAGAAACAGCCCUCGCCGCCACGCCCUUCGCCGCCUUAUCACCUCGCUACAUCUCACGCCCCGGCCCCGCACAUACAGCCUCGCUCACGCCUCACCUUACAGCUACGCCCCUUCAUAUCGCCUCCCCGCACCCCCGCACUAUACCUACGUCCCUACCUACGACUCCAAGCCAGUCUACUACCCGCAGCCUGACCUCCCCGCCUGUGCAGAGCUGACCAACGACACCUACUGCACUGAGGACGAGGACUAUCCGAAGUAUGAGAUCAAGCAAGCGAUUAGAUACCAUUUGGAUAAGUUCAAUCAUCUCUACGCUGAUGUGGCUGACCUCAACACCGAGCUGUCCGUGGAGGGGCCUGAGGAACCUGAAGAGGAGACCUACCUCUGCCCCUCCGUCACCGCUUACGUCAAGCCGCUGCGGGCUAAGAACACUGAGGGCAAGUGGCGCGUGGUGGUGAACAACGUGGACAUUCACUACGAGACGGUCACUCAGACAGCCCGCGUGGAGCAGUGUGAGGGCCAUGACCCCUGCCCCAAGGUCCCCCACUGCUACGACUCCAAGUGCCUGCAGAAGUCCGUUUACCACCGCUUCCUCGUCUACGACCCCUACGACCAGUACUUCCCCUUCGCUGUGGAGACCUUCAAGCUGCCCGCCAGCUGUGCCUGCCUCCUCGGCGCCUCCUCCUUCGACCACUAACCACCACAACCACCACCAUCACCACCACCACUAAACACCGCACCUACAAGCACAAAUGUGUUACCUGCUUCUCACAACACCUGAGCUAACUUUGCCUAAUCAAAGGGUGACGUGUGGGGGACAGGUAGCCUCACACCUGAGCCACGAGGUAGUGAUUUAUUAAGACCGCACAGGUAGAGGCAGGUACCGUAGAUCCCACAUUAAGAAGCACUAAAUAUUCUGUACUAAGGAUUCCUCCGUGAGAUUCCCACCCAUCUUAAACCAAUACCUAAUCUAACAUAAAAUAACCUAAUACAACCAAAAUUUAACCUAAUCCAUCAAGGAGGAAUUACCUUAGAAAAAAAAAAAAAACUAAUGAAGUGAUGGGGGAACACCUAACCUAACGUAAACUAAGCUAACCUAACGUAACCAAAGCUAGCCUAACGUAUCAAGGAGGAAUUACUAUGGGAUAAAUCUAAUGGAUGGAAUGUAGAGAGUGGACGUGUAGCUGUAACCUCACCUAACCUAACCUAACCUAACCUAACUUAUCCUAACAGAACCUCAUCUAAUCUAAGCUAACCUAAACUAACCGAACGUAACAUAUCAAGGGGAUUGAUUACUAAGGGAGGAAUCUUAAGCAUGGAGUGUACUGGGGAAGUCUGCCCGGGGGACUUUACAGUAUAGCAAAUUAUGAACAGGUACAUGCAAGGAGGUGACGUAAAAUUUACCUUUUUUUUUAAUGAUUUUCUGUUUCUUUCUUUCUAAAUGGCAUUAUAAGCAAGUUUUAUUUUCUCUUUUUUUUUUUGCAGUCUAUUUCAUCUCUUUCUCUCUUACUUUGCCCUUGGCCUGUCUCCCUAAUACCCCAGAACAAUGUUAAUUAAGGCAAAACAAAUAAUGAUAACACCGCAUAACCUACAAUUAAGAAAAUAAGAUAAAUACGAUAUAUUAAAGUAAUCUAAUAAGGUAGAUUUAAGUCAAUUUAUAUUUAGUUCGUCGAUUAGUGAUAAGGUAGAAUUAAAUUAUUUCCGAUUAACA